Molecule: messenger RNA, 2265 nt
Organism: Leishmania braziliensis MHOM/BR/75/M2904
Lineage: Eukaryota; Euglenozoa; Kinetoplastea; Trypanosomatida; Trypanosomatidae
Exons: 1
Coding region: 1-2265 (754 amino acids)
Biological process (GO): pseudouridine synthesis
Molecular function (GO): pseudouridine synthase activity; RNA binding
Source: RefSeq, a predicted model, not a curated record
AUGCACCACAUCCGCGGCCUGGUGCGACAUGCGGGACGCAAUGUCCUGCGUGCACUCGAGACUCAACAAACUACACCAUUUCCCCAAGCAUGCCUGUGUCGUGUGGAGCUGGUGGACGUGCAUGGCGAGCGCCGGACCGUGACGCUGCUUCACCCUGGCACGUUGUUGAAGAUGUUGAAGGGGAUGACGCCCGCAGAGGCUCUUGGAGCACUCGAGCGUGUAGCACAGCAACUCAAUGCACCCCCGCAAGUGACUUCUACCGGCGCAACACCCUCAACCGAAAGCAACGCGGGGUCGUCGAGUUGGGCACUUGACGCGGAGGCUGCCAUACCGCAGUUAUAUGUAAAGGAUGAAGUGCACGUCACCUGCACCGAGGUGCAGAGGCGGCACAGCCGCUUUAUUGCCAAGAUGCGCGGCCGCUUCUUGUCCUCUGACCCUGCCGCCGUCGAGGCCGCCUUGCAAGGGUGGCUAAAGAAGUCGCCAAAGGACUUGGGCGCCGUGGAGGCGGCAGAAUACAGCGGAAUGGUAGAGUCGCUGGCUAUGACUGACGCAACCGCUGCCAUCGCGCUUGCCAUCAACCCCUCUCUCCCAAGUCUCUCUGCAGCUGCCAGUGCGGCUCUGGCGGAGCUGGUUCAACUGAACACUCCGGCCGCCGUACACGCCUUUCUGGAGUCCUUCGCGGGCAAAGACGAAUCGGCGUCGUUGGCGUCAGACUCGUGUGCGACCCAACUAGCCUUGCGUCUGCGCCGCGAGAUCGACAAAGCACGGUCCAAGGAAAGUCGGCUGGCGAUGUCGGUUCCUAGCAGGGUGUCGCAACGCCCCGCCCAUGGAAUGGACGACUUAUUAAGCGAGGCUACCCACUUCUCGAUCGACCCGGGUGUCGUUUUCCCAAUGGAGCCUGCCUCGAUACAAGCCUGGGCGAACCAGUUUUUCUGUUUCGACAUGCGGCCCGUGAACCGUGCCGCGGCUGUGCUCGAACAGGUACGCCAGCGACGUCUGCAGCCGCGACGUGUUGCUAUGGACUCAUUGAGUGUGUGGACGCUGACGGAUCUUGAGCGCCCGUGGCUAAAGUUUGCGCUCGAGUCAUCUGCUCAGGGGCUGAGUGCGACGGACGACACCUACGGAAGCGCAGCCUAUCAUCUUGCCCUGAAAGAUGCGAAGCGGAACUUGGUGGACAACCGCCUGUUGCACACCUAUGCCAGCGCCCUUGCACGUGGCGACAUCUCUCCAUUAGAUGACUCUUUCGCCGCGUACUUAGAGGAAUGUGGCGAGUGCCACGGCACCGCCAUCUCUGAGCGCCCCUCUGUCAUUCGCUUCACCUUGAGACGUGUGCCAGAUGGUGUUCCACUGCUGCGUGCACUACACGAUCUUGCACCGAAGUGUUCCUACUGGCGUACCCUUCUCGACCACCUUGCCGACACGUGCGUGCAGGCCUCGACGGCACCGAUGGGUGAGGUCAAGGUAGAGGUACAACUGCCGCGCGUCCACGAGUGCGUCGCAGUAGCCGCAGCGGGUGAGAUGAAGUUGCCGACCAUACCAGUUCUUUACGAGGAUGACGAUGUUCUUGUUAUCGACAAACCUGCCGGACUGGCAACAUCGCGCCAUGGACUGAGUUGCACGCAGCUCGGGACCCAAACGACUGACCUCAUUUCCGUGCUACUCGCCACAGACCGCGCCGGCGCACUUGCCAGGGGUGUCUUUCGUCAAGGGCAGGUGCACCGCCUCGACGUGGAGACGAGUGGGUGUCUGCUCAUCGCCAAGUCUAACGUGGCAGCGGACUCACUGCGUCACCAAAUCGGUACGAGCGCAGCCUUCUCCCACCACACCAAAAUAUACCACGCUCUGUGUGUUGUGCUGGAGCCGUCGCUACGCAAUGUUCGACUGCAUGGUGAUAUCAUCGACGCUGCGGACCCAAAGAUCAAAACUCGAUACCGCGUGAUUCGUUUUUUUCCAAAGCACAGGAUUGUGUGGGUGGAGUGUCGCAUCCAGCAAGGCAAGAAGCACCAGAUCCGCCGCCACCUGGCAAGUCGUGGCUUUCCUAUCCUUGCCGACAUGGAUCAUGGUGGCGCGGUGUGCUGUCAGUCGAUCAUGAGUCGGACCGCUCUGCACGCGCAUAGCCUCUCCUUCAUCCAUCCCAUCACAGGAGACCCCAUCAUUGCCACGGCACCUCUUCCCGAGGAUUUUCGAUGCUGCCUCGAGCUGCUGCACGGCACAGAUGCACAGAUUAGCGUGGGGGGGAGGCAGCGUGGAAGGAAGGGAGGGUAA